UCUUCUUUUCCCUUGCUCUAGCUAGUUUAUAGAUAUCCAACUCUCCUUCUUUGGUAUCUAGUUUAUAGAUAUCCAACUCUCCUUCUUUUCCCUUGCUAUAGGAGAUGAAGCAAUUCAAAAAAAUGGUGACGAACUCUUGGAGAACAUUGUGGAGUCAUCAUCAGCAGCCAUUUCUAUACCCUACAAGGGAAACAAAGAUUCUGACAGGGAAGGUGACAGAGUGACUGAUCUAAACAAGACACCGCAGCAGAAACCAUCGAAGCGAAGAAAACACAGGCCCAAGGUAAUCAGAGAAGGCAAACCCAAAGGGAAACCAAAGCCUACAACUCCAAGCAAUACAGAGUCUAGGGAGAACCAACCAGCAAAGAGGAAGUACGUAAGAAAGAAUGUUCAAAAGGAAUCCCCAAGUCCACUGGCAAAUCGUAUAAGGGAGACAAUAGACCCUAAAACUGGAAAAGGUGCAAAAUCAUGCAGAAGAGCUCUAAAUUUUGAUUCGGAAAAUACCAUGGAUGAAAACCAAUGCAAAGCAGUUGGUCAACAAGAGGAGAUGCAGCAAGGGAUCAAGAUGAAUUUUGAUUCUCAAGGGACACCUAUGGUCCCUGUAACUAACCAGGGAUUUAAAGCCAGGCCAGCAAAGCAAAGUGUCCUACAGAACGAAUUGAUGGUACAGAACCAGAUUCCAGGAACUAUGAGUAACUUUACCUCUUCCAUGAAUCUUAUGCCAAAUAACUUUGUAUUCCUCCCAGAAAGGCGACCAUUGGCAUUCCUACUUACUACAACAAAAGACAUGCAUCCGAAAAAUUUGCAUGUUAUGGGGAGACAUGUAGAAUAUGGGAAUUAUGAUUUAUGCCAGAGAAGAUGCAGAGAUGGAUACACUCCCUUGCAGCAACAUAGCCAUAAUGAAGGAAUGUGUCAAGAUAUCAUUCAAGCAAAAACUAGCAGUGAGAGCCUUCAGAUAAAAGAAAAUAAUACAAUAGACCCUAAUACUGGAAAGGGUGACUCUCACUCGGUACUAAAUAUCUUCUCCCUCUCCCUUCCAAGUGAAGUAAAGGGAUCCAAGAGGGAGUAUUGUCGAACCGUUGAGCAUACACAUCUUUCUACCAAUCUUCCACCUAGUUCAUUGUCUUGCCAAGAGAUACAUCAAAUGGAUGGCCAUCAGAGAGUGCUAAGCCAGGAUUUUUCACAUAAGAAACAGAAAUUCGAGAAUGGGUACUUGGGCAUCUAUAAUAUGCCUUGUGAAGUUACACCAAUUGAGGAGCGUCUGGGGAAAUUUGAAAGAACAGGGCAAAAUAAAGUCAACUCAAAUGGAUUUGCAUCAAAGAAACAUACAAUAUUGAGUUCUUCCAUUGAAAGCAACAAAAGGAUGGACAGACAGAACAAAGGGAUGGGCAAGUUUACAAGUGACAGAUACACUUACUUAAUCACUUCUGGGAAUAAUUUUCUAAAUCCCCAGAUUUCAUCCAAUUCACAUUCGUGCCAUGAUUUCACUCAAGGUCUUUGUUUUUCCACCCAUUCCACGAUUGAAACCUGUAACCAGCUAGCCUCAUCAUAUCCCAAAAAAUCCUUUCAACCAGGAAACAAGCAGGUAUCUCAAACUCGCCAUGAUAACAUGUUAAAAAUGAAGCAGACUGUGGGACCCACAAAGGCGGGUAUAGAUAAUGUCCUGCAAGAGAAGGAUGCCUCAUACAAUUAUCAGCAGCCUUCUUCAAAAGCAAUCGGGUUUCAAGUAAGAGGACAUACCAUAUCAAUAGAUAACAUCAUACAUGAGUUUAAUAAUCUGAACCUCAAUGGAAGAUGCAGCAAAAUGUUAGAGCAUAAGCAAAAUGCCCUUGUUCCAUACAAAGGAAACAGUGCAGUUGUUCCCUAUGAAAGAUUUAUCAAGAAACAUAAGCCACGGCCUAAAGUAGAGCUUGACCCAGAAACAAAUAGGAUAUGGAAUCUUUUGAUGGGCAAGGAAGGAAGCGGAGGCAUUGAAGGAAAUGAUAAGAAAAAGGAAAAGUAUUGGGAAGAGGAAAGAAAGGUUGUCCAAUGCCGAGUUGAAUCAUUCAUUGCACGCAUGCAUCUUGUUCAAGGAGACAGACGUUUUUCAAAAUGGAAAGGAUCGGUUGUUGACUCAGUGAUUGGAGUUUUCCUUACUCAGAAUGUUUCAGACCAUCUAUCAAGCUCUGCCUUCAUGUCUUUGGCUGCACGAUUUCCGCUUAAGUCAAGCAAUCACCAAGCUCAACAGAAGGUUGGGACAAACAUAUUGGUAAAAGAACCCGCAGUUCACAUGACAAGUCCAGAUGAUGUCACCAAAUGGCAUAAAUAUAUGUCAAGUCGGCCAAUCUAUCACCUGAUUUCUAGGACACUCUGUGAAUCUGAAGAUAACCAGAUGGAGAAAGAAACCAAGAAGGUUCAUGUUUCCCUUUCAGCACGUCAACAGAUGGAGAAAGCAACCAAGUUUCGUGACGUUUACAAUCAAGUAAAUGGAAUUUCACUGUCAGAUGACAGAUCCAAGAAUGGGCAUAUUAGAUAUGCACAGCUAAAGAGACGAUCAGACAGAGCCUAGGCACUCUUCAAGGAUUCAAUCAAUCUUGACAAUAAAAAAAUGCAACUACAAGUUGCUCCGUCCAGCAGCAAUCAGUUUCACAUGUACCCAGAUUCUGGAGAACCAGAGCUAUGGAGGUUUGGAAAUUUCAGUGAGGAAAGCAUAUCCUCUUGGCCUUCAACUGCUUCCAGGUUUAAUAUUGAACACGAAGAAAAUUGCAAGAGCUUAAGAACUGAAGAACUGUCAGGAAGCGUCAUUAAUUCCUCCAUGCAACAGAAUAUUUUGUGGAGUUCUCAAGAAAAACCAACAAAGGACCUGUAUCCAUCUUUGAAAGAGCACUCGACAGACCAGCAAGGGUAUUCUGAAUUAAUGUCAAGCAUGGGAGAUAAUCAACCUUCCCACUACAGUCACCAAUGUGAGGGAAACCUAACCUUCAAAUCAGAAAAUACAUCAGUCACAGAGCCUGUAAAACAUACUGAACCACUUUUGCGAAAUAAGACUGGUAGCAUGCAGCAUGUCCAAAAUGUACAAAAACUCCAAAAGGAAGAAAAGGAAAGUAGAAAAACUCCAAACGAAAAAAAAGGAAAGGCUGAGGGCGAGAAAAAGAAUGCAGUUGACUGGGACAUUUUGAGAAAGCAGGCACAAGCCAAUGGUAGGAAAACAGAAAGAAAUAGAGGUACAAUGGACUCUGUGCACUAUGAAGCACUCAUAAAUGCUAAUGUCAAAGAAAUAUCUGAUGCAAUCAAGGAGCGAGGGAUGAACAACUUGCUAGCAGAACGAAAGCAGGAAUUCCUAAAGCGACUGGUUAGAGAACAUGAAAGCAUCGAUCUGGAAUGGUUAAGAGAUGUUCCCCCUGAUAAAGCAAAGGAUUAUCUAUUAAGCAUACGGGGAUUGGGCUUGAAAAGUGUGGAGUGUAUCCGGCUUUUAACACUUCACCACCUUGCUUUCCCGGUUGACACAAAUGUUGGAAGGAUAGCAGUAAGACUGGGAUGGGUCCCCCUCCAACCAUUACCUGAAUCACUGCAGUUACACCUCUUAGAACUGUACCCAAUGCUGGAGUCGAUUCAAAAGUAUUUAUGGCCAAGAUUAUGCAAACUUGAUCAACUAACCUUUUACGAGCUGCACUACCAGAUGAUUACAUUUGGAAAGGUAUUUUGUACAAAGAGUAAACCGAAUUGCAAUGCAUGUCCAAUGAGAGGAGAAUGUAGACACUUCGCAAGUGCUUGUGCAAGUGCAAGACUUGCCCUGCCAGGGCCAGAAGAGAAGAGAAUUGUCAGUUCAAAUGUUUCCAUUGAAGCCGAGAUAAAUCCCGCAAUAGCUGUCACUCCUAUGUCACUGCCUCCACCUGAGAACAACUCACUCCAGAUAGCAGGUACUGUAAUUAAAGAGUGUGAACCAAUAAUCGAAGAGCCAGCAACGCCAGAACAAGAGUUGACUGAGCUAUCGGAAAGUGAAAUUGAGGACUUCUUCUAUGAAGAUCCUGAUCAGAUUCCUACCACCAAACUCAACAUGGAAGCGUUCACAUCAACAUUACAAAACUAUAUGCAAGAGAAGAAGCUCCAAGAAGGUGACAUGUCCAAAGCCUUAGUUGCCUUGAAUUCAGAAGCUACUUCUAUCCCUACGCCCAAGUUGAAGAAUGUCAGUAGACUACGAACAGAGCACCAAGUGUAUGAACUACCUGAUUCGCAUCCACUCUUGGAAGGGAUGGAUAGACGGGAACCAGAUGAUCCAAGCUCAUACCUUCUAGCUAUAUGGACACCAGGGGAAACUGCAAAUUCAAUUCAACAACCAGAAAGCAGGUGUGGCUUCCAAGAUCAAAACAAAUUGUGCAAUGAGAAGACAUGCUUUUCAUGCAAUAGUAUAAGAGAAGAAAAUUUGCAAACAGUCAGAGGGACGAUUUUGAUACCUUGUAGAACAGCAAUGAGAGGGAGCUUCCCCCUCAAUGGCACAUGCUUUCAAGUUAACGAGAUGUUCGCAGAUCAUGAAUCUAGUCAUAACCCAAUUGAUGUUCCAAGGGGGUGGAUAUGGAAUUUGCCAAGACGGACUGUAUACUUUGGAACUUCAGUAUCAACAAUUUUCAAAGGUCUAUCAACAGAGGGAAUUCAAUACUGCUUUUGGAGAGGAUAUGUUUGUGUGAGGGGAUUCGAAAGGAAAACAAGAGCACCACGGCCCUUAAUGGCCAGAUUGCACUUCCCAGCGAGUAAGAUGACCAAGACAAAAAAUGAAGAGAAGAAAUAAAACUGACCGUGAUGGCACAGAGAAGAUUAUUCAUCAGAUAUACAGAAGACUACUGACUGUGAGAAGAACAAUGACUAACAAAUUCUAGCACAUUUAAUUAUUCUUCCUCUAGCAUGAGAUGCACACAUUAUAUGAUGGGCGGGCAGCGGAAAGCCAGCACCAUUCAGGAAAUGUGAGUUCUCGUGACGAGUUGAUUGUAUUCUGUACAGAAUAGUUCAAUAAAUUCUGAGAAAUGAGUAAUCCAUUCAA
Malus domestica (apple) is the source of this 5014-nucleotide messenger RNA. The record is from RefSeq and is a predicted model, not a curated record. NCBI's taxonomy places the organism in Eukaryota, Viridiplantae, Streptophyta, Magnoliopsida, Rosales, Rosaceae.